AUGUCUCAAUCAAACGUCGGAUAUCCUUCUUUGUAUGAAGACGGAGAUCAGCGCCACUAUAGCAAGGAGGAAGUGCGUGAGGAGAAUCGCACGCACCCCAACGUCAAUACCGAGGGCUACCUACAUAAAGAGGGAAUAAUGAAUGAGCUCCGCGAGGCCGACGCCACCAUGCACGGCAACAAGCCCUCUCGCGGUGCCGAAAUCGACGCUGAGCUCGCACGGGAGGAUGCAGAGCGGGUUGAAAAGAAGAAGGGUAAGACUGACAGCAUGCCUGGAAAGAAAAUGGAACACAACACCAGCAAGAGCGAGUGGAAGCAGCAGAUGGAUCGGGAAGAGCAGGAGGCUCUCGCUAAGCAUAGCAAUCGUUGA
This is a messenger RNA of Fusarium musae, 369 nucleotides long. RefSeq lists its product as uncharacterized. Lineage: Eukaryota; Fungi; Ascomycota; Sordariomycetes; Hypocreales; Nectriaceae. The coding region runs from base 1 to 369 and encodes 122 amino acids. The transcript is spliced from 3 exons. The record is from RefSeq and is a predicted model, not a curated record.